This is a messenger RNA of Lycium ferocissimum, 1204 nucleotides long. RefSeq lists its product as uncharacterized. Lineage: Eukaryota; Viridiplantae; Streptophyta; Magnoliopsida; Solanales; Solanaceae. The transcript is spliced from 2 exons. The record is from RefSeq and is a predicted model, not a curated record. Bases 281 to 1108 code for a protein of 275 amino acids.
GAUUUGAUUUAUAUCCACUAGACCACAAUACCCCUUUCCGUCCUCUUUUUCUUUUUUUUUGCCUUUUGUGUUUUCUACCCCUACCAUUUUGCCUCUCUUAAGAGUGAGAUAAUAAAGCAAAAGUAGCAAUAGUGCUAGUAAUACUACUAUAGUAGCAUCAUAAAAAAGCAUACUAAACUAGUUUAUAAGUAAGUCUCAAGAACCCUCAUUUCUUUUUUAUGUACCCUCUUUCAUUUUAGCUCUUUCAAGCCAAACACUCACACAAGAAAGAAAAAAGAACAUGGAAGAUCAAUGCAGCCCUCUUAGCUGGCCUUAUAACUACUUCCUAGAAGAGGGGAUAGAGGAAUUGAAGCAUUCUUUGGUGUACACAACAUUGGAGUUGGAAAACACUGUUAUCUCUGCCCAUGAGGAACUUGCAAGAAAAGAUGAGGAGAUUUUGCAACUUAAGGAUCUUUUGACUAGAAUUAUGAAAGAAAGAGAUGAAGCACAAGGCAAAUGCCAAAGGCUUGGAAUGGAGAAAGUCUUACUCCAACAACAACGACAACAACAAGUGCAAUUACAAUUCCAAUUUCAGAAGCAGAACCAAAAUGUUGUUAUAGAAAGUGCACCUAUUUCUAGUGGCACAACAAUUAGUCAGGAUAAUCAAGAACAUGACCAAAUUGUAAAAGGAGUAGUUGACUCUUACCACAACAACAACAACAUAGGAGUACUUUCUAAUUCUUCAGAUUGUGAUGAAAACAAUGUUGUUUCCCCUCCAUUAUUAGUCCCAGAUUUAAUGGAAAAAGUUGUUGUCAAGAAGCCAUUGCCAGAGAAAGGGAAAUUCUUGCAAGCUGUGAUAGAAGCAGGGCCACUACUUCAAACACUUUUAUUAGCAGGGCCACUUCCUCAGUGGCAACAUCCACCACCACAACUCAACUCAAUCGACAUUCCUCCGGUCACUAUUACCUCGCCUACUCCGCGGUUGCUCAACCAGGACUCCGCCCUGAGUAGUAGCCCUGGUGCCGGGCCAUGUUUUGGGAAGAAAAGGGAUGUUGAUACUACUACUUCUCCACAGUCUAUUUCCAAGUAUCAAAAAGUUGUUCACCAGCCAGCAUUGACCAACAUGUAGUGCUUUUCUUUAUUUUCCCACCUCUAUAAUUAGCUCACUUUAGCUAGUCUUUUUUUAACCAUUUCUCGUCUGAAAUUCACUAGCCUGACUAAUUUG